This is a messenger RNA of Calidris pugnax (ruff), 1985 nucleotides long. Its product is annotated as serine protease inhibitor Kazal-type 5-like. The transcript is spliced from 21 exons. The record is from RefSeq and is a predicted model, not a curated record. Bases 183 to 1757 code for a protein of 524 amino acids. NCBI's taxonomy places the organism in Eukaryota, Metazoa, Chordata, Aves, Charadriiformes, Scolopacidae. Gene Ontology annotation, molecular function: protein binding.
AGAGCCCAGCGCCGUGGCCGGCCAGCUCUGAAUGCGAAAUCCAGCUGGAGAGGGAGGAAUCACUGCCUCCCCCCCGCCCAGCCCAGCACUUCUGGGCAAACACUCGUGCGAUAACCAUCCUCAUCACCGCGAAGGCAUCCGAAUUCCCCCAAAACACAGCAGAGAGAUGCUGGGUUGCUUACAUGUGUGAGCUGGAGGUUUACACAAGCUCCUACAGCAGUGUCACGGAAAACACCGUUCACCACAUCGUAGAGCCAGAUGUUGCCAGCCAAGCUUCGAUUAAGAAUGAGUGCAUGAAAAUUUGGUCACUUCUGCGCAGUGGAAAGUUUUCCUGUCCCACGUACAAGGAGCCCUUCAGAAGCCCGGGUGGUAAAGGAGACCUCAACAAGUGCCUGAUGUGCCAAAGGCUGCUGGAAAGAGACUCAAAAAACAAAGGGAGUGGUGAAGAGGCGACCAGGAAUGUGAGCUCCUCGGGAGAGGAUGACUGCCGAGAGUUUCGGGAUCUCUUCAAGAAGGGGAAACUUUCCUGCACCAGAGAAAAUGAUCCUGUCCGAGAUUCCACCGGGAAGCAACACAGCAAUAAGUGCAUCAUGUGUGCAGAGAAGUUCAAAAGGGAGAAUGAGCGGAAGUUAUCUAACAGACAAGGAAAAGAUAAGGAUGACUGCAGUGAGUUUCGCUCCCAGUUUGAAGCUGGUGGACGACUGUCCUGCACGAGGGAGAAUGACCCUGUUCGGGAUUCCUCUGGCAAGCAGCACACCAACAAAUGUCUCAUGUGCGCUGAGAAGUUCAAAAAAGAAGCCCAAAGAGGAGGUCAGUCUGGUGGAACUGUUCAGCGCAACAAACCUUCCACUUCAGACCGUACAAAGCAGAACUGUGGUGGUUCAGGGUCACAGCAGGGCAUGAAUGAUAGACGUCCCUUCUCAUCAAACAGAGGCCCACAAGGAAACGCAGCUCAAAGUGGUAGGAACUGCAAGCCCGGCCGCAAGACACAGGACAGAGACAACAGCGGCUACCAGCUGGAUGACUGCCGAGAGUUUCGGGAUCUCUUCAAGAAGGGGAAACUUUCCUGCACCAGAGAAAAUGAUCCUGUCCGAGAUUCCACCGGGAAGCAACACAGCAAUAAGUGCAUCAUGUGUGCAGAGAAGUUCAAAAGGGAGAAUGAGCGGAAGUUAUCUAACAGACAAGGAAAAGAUAAGGAUGACUGCAGUGAGUUUCGCUCCCAGUUUGAAGCUGGUGGACGACUGUCCUGCACGAGGGAGAAUGACCCUGUUCGGGAUUCCUCUGGCAAGCAGCACACCAACAAAUGUCUCAUGUGCGCUGAGAAGUUCAAAAAAGAAGCCCAAAGAGGAGGUCAGUCUGGUGGAACUGUUCAGCGCAACAAACCUUCCACUUCAGACCGUACAAAGCAGAACUGUGGUGGUUCAGGGUCACAGCAGGGCAUGAAUGAUAGACGUCCCUUCUCAUCAAACAGAGGCCCACAAGGAAACGCAGCUCAAAGUGGUAGGAACUGCAAGCCCGGCCGCAAGACACAGGACAGAGACAACAGCGGCUACCAGCUGCUGGACUGUGAUCGAAUUCUGCACGGGGUAAAGGGUGGAAGGAUUUUCUGCAGCAAAUCCUCACAACCAGUCUGUGGCACUGAUGGGAAAACAUACAAAAAUGAAUGUGACUUGUGUUCAGCUGCCAUGAGAGCUUCAAACUACAUCACGGUAAACUAUCAAGGUGAAUGCCGAAAGCCUGCCCCUGAAGUGAAGUAAUGGAGUUCAGGCUGCCAGCCAACACCAGGGAUCAGCGGUGAGCAAAGGGCGAGUAAAGGAAGAGUUGAUGAUGAGCAUCAGGGGAGCUGCCGAGUCCCCAGGACUGCCAGAGCUGCCUUCAUCCCCUUCUGCAGUGAACGGGGCCCGUCCUUGCUCAGGUGGAGGGCGAAGGGCUGUGGGAACCGAGCGGUGUCUUCCCAAGUCUGCCCCACGCGCGCCGUCGCGGUC